This is a messenger RNA of Didymodactylos carnosus, 1092 nucleotides long. NCBI's taxonomy places the organism in Eukaryota, Metazoa, Rotifera, Eurotatoria, Philodinida, Philodinidae. The record is from the annotation of a GenBank genome assembly.
AUGUCAGUACCAGAAACGAACAAGAUCACGGAUAUUGAUUCGUCUUAUCCAACGACACUAAGUUUAAUGCGUUGUAAACGACAAGUUCUUCGUCCAUAUCGACAACUCCUUUGCCUUACCACAACUACAACUCAUACACCUGCAACAGUGACAACAGAGCGCCAUAUAAAUCAUACAAUUAUCAUGCCAUGGGAUACAAUUGGACCGGGAGAAGCAAUUGAUACUGCCCCACAUACAAAAUGUGGACACAUUAUAUCAACUUAUAUUUUACCUGACAUUUUACAUUUGAUAUCGUUCAUAUUAGGAUACAUUUAUUUUCGCGUUACAGAAGGUGAACAGUUAUAUUCAUUAAUGGAAAAAGUUUUCAUACACGCUGAUCAAAACAUCAGGCAAUUUAGUCCAAAUCGUGUUAUUAAACGUUUGAGAGCAUUUUUGAUUAUUGGAUGUUUUUGGGUAGUAGCUGCAAUGUCUUCCCAUGCUUUGUUUAUGAUCGUUUAUGGUGUCAAUGGUCUAACUAUAUUCGAAAAAAAAGGAUUAAAACAACCAGCCCAAUGGAUAUUAUUUGUUAUUGAAUUACUUGCACUUUUUAUUUCAAACUGUAUUCAUUUGGCGGUGGUAAUGAAUUUUUCCACACAUUGUGAAAUGAUCAUUUUCUAUUGUAAAGCCAUUCGUACUAGAUUAGAAGAAAAAUCAUUACAUUUAGUUGAAGCGAUGAAACGUAUUGUUCUUGGUUUAGUCAUAUUAAUUUUUAAUCGAAUCGAUCAACCAUUAGUUUGGACUUAUAGAGCGAUAUAUCCACUUGUUUGGAUAUGUAUUCUCGGAUUUUGUUUAGCACAAGCAGCACGUGUUACUGAAAAAUGUGAUAAAUUCUAUAAAAUUGGCUUAUCAAUGAGAGUAUAUGGUUAUCAUACAUCAACAUCAAAUGAAUUAGAUUCAUUUAUGCUAUUUCUUUCCCAAGCUCAACUAAGGGCCAAACUAUUUGCAUUAACAGUUCAUCCCGGCAAAGUGAUUGGUAUUGUUGUUACAUGUUCACUUUUAAUUAUCGUUCUUAUUCAAACAUCCGUAAUAGCAUCUCCCAAUUUCUUUUUUUAA